Messenger RNA from Pisolithus orientalis, 345 nucleotides. RefSeq lists its product as uncharacterized. The record is from RefSeq and is a predicted model, not a curated record. Gene Ontology annotation, cellular component: fungal-type vacuole; plasma membrane. Gene Ontology annotation, biological process: monoatomic ion homeostasis; borate transport; transmembrane transport. NCBI's taxonomy places the organism in Eukaryota, Fungi, Basidiomycota, Agaricomycetes, Boletales, Pisolithaceae. Gene Ontology annotation, molecular function: borate efflux transmembrane transporter activity; solute:inorganic anion antiporter activity. The transcript is spliced from 2 exons. The annotation marks the transcript as partial.
UGGUUCAUGGGCGCGGACGCGCUUCGGGGCAACGGGAUCACGCUCAAAUUACUAUAUCUAGUGCGCGACAAGUCGUUCGCACCUGCCGACGAGUCAUUGCGCAAAGUCCGCACGUCACGCCUACUACUGUUCGUUGGAAUCCAGCUUGUCGGAUUUGAUGCAGCGUUUGCUAUUACGCAGACAGUCGAUGAGUUGUGCACUCUUUUUUUGCCAUUACAUUCAGCGGCAAUUGCAUUCCCUCUUGUUAUUCUCCUUCUAGCUCCUGUCAGAACAUUGCUUAUCCCUCGACUCCCAUUCACUCCGGAAGAAUUAUCUGUCCUUGACGGUCCUACGGCUUCCCCUUUU